AAGUGAAAAACAGUUGCGGCACGCUUCUUUCGCAAAGCUGAAACGUUCAACUGCAUGUCGAAAAGGGCUUUUUGUGUAUUACAAAAAUUGAGCGUUGGAUAGAUUGUCCUUGGUUUUAAAAUAAGAAAGAAAAAUGUCAGUUUGAUGUGUCGUGCGAGGGGAUUCACAGCAGUAUAUACGCGAUUCUUAAGACUCGCUGAAAACGCGACUAGUUGUAUAUACCAUGUAAAGGUGUAAUGUGAAAGAGUUCGCGUGCUGCAGUGUGCUGCUGGAUAAUUUUGAUUAUUAUUUAGAAGAAACAUGACAAAAUUUUUGGCCUGUCUACAGUUAUCUUUAUUAUACAGUUAAUUCACCAGUUCCAAAAGUCGGAUGAAAACUAACGAGAAUCCACCAUGAGUGAUAUAAACUCUCCGCGACUGAUUGCGACUGCAGUUGCUGCAGCGUUUGGCGUUAUCGGGGCUGUGGGUCUGUUCGUGUACCAGAAAAUAAGAGAACAACAACAGACCGAAAGAGUCAGACGAGAUUUGGAUAAAAUGGGUGAAACUAUGGCCGAACUACAAGCACAGUUGGAUCUUUUGAGAUUACAGCAAAAUCAACGCAGGAAUCGAGAAAGAAUAUCGCGACGAAAGCCGAAUCUUAAAAAUAGCAGCACUUAUUCUGCAACAGAUAAUGACACUGACGUAGACGCCUUUUCAACAGCUGACACAGAGUUUGACGAUGAUGAAUUCUUUGAUUUCUCCGACAUGGAGUCAGGCGAUGGAGACAAUGAAAGGAUCUCAGGACCAACAAACGAACUGGACAGAAGGCUCGCUGAAACAGACAAACUAAUUGAAGCAUCGGAACUACGUCCAGGUAGCGAGUGUGAAGAGGCUCUUAGUACACUACGUAAUCUACUUGUUAAAUAUCCAGAUAAUAUUGAAGUUAUAUGGAGGCUGGCAAGAGCUUGUCACAGAUGCUCCACAAAUGCUACGGAGACAAGUAAAAAGCUGGCUCUUAUCGUCGAAGGUCUCAACCCUUGCGAAAGAUUUGAAGAAGCAGACAGCGCAGACUUUCACAAGUGGUACGCAAUACUGAUAGGAUCACACGGAAUGUUUCUUUCUACUAAAGAAAAAAUAGAAGGUGGCUACCGCUUCAAAAAACAUCUCAACAAAGCAUUAGAAAUCAGACCAGAAGACCCGGUACUUCAUCAUUUAUCGGGAAGGUUCAAGUUUGAAGUUGCUGGCUUAACCUGGAUUGAGAGAAAGGUUGCGUCAACAUUGUUCGCAGAACCUCCAAGUGCAACUUACGAGGAAGCGAUUGUUGAUUUUGAACGUGCCGAAGAAUUGACGAUAAAGCCAUUUAAAGAUAACAAAUUACUUCUCGGUAAAUGUUAUGUAGCAGUUGGGCGUUAUCAAGAUGCAAUCAGAUGGUUCGAAGAAACUAGUAACAUUCCGACAGUUAGCGAAGAAGACCGUGUUUCGCAAAAUGAGGCCGAUCAACUUUUAUCAAAAUACUCUAAAUAUCGUUCAUAACUACAGCUAUUGAAAUUAAAAUUGUAAAUAUGCAUAUAAAUAUAUGUGUGCAUGUAUGCUCGUUUCAUGAUAUUAUGAGAACGUACAUUUAGGUAUUACAUUUAUAUGGUGCUCGUAUCGUGUAGUGGAACUUUGUGUUAACGAGUAAGGAAUAAAAAUAGGAGGGGGUUCCCAUUUGAGUAUAAUGUAACAAAUUUAUUAGGUGAUUUGAUGAAAUGUAAUAUUAUUGGUUUGGUAUAACACGGUUUGCAAACUUUUUUUUAUAAUACACUGAAUGAGUGAAAUAUACACCCUGACCUAAAA
Molecule: messenger RNA, 1814 nt
Organism: Neodiprion virginianus
Lineage: Eukaryota; Metazoa; Arthropoda; Insecta; Hymenoptera; Diprionidae
Product: regulator of microtubule dynamics protein 1-like
Exons: 6
Coding region: 393-1511 (372 amino acids)
Cellular component (GO): spindle microtubule; mitotic spindle pole; cytoplasm
Molecular function (GO): microtubule binding
Source: RefSeq, a predicted model, not a curated record